AUGCGGUAUCCAGUAGUGGAAUAUAUGGCUUUAGCUCAAGUAUUAAUAUGUUCUCGAUGUAUGUAUAUUGGUCAUUUUCAGAAAAAUUGUCCACAGAAAGAUGAAGUAACUUGUAAGAUAUGUGGUGCAAUAUGUGCUGAUUUAAAAAAGCACGAUUGCCACGGUAUUGCUAAAUGUAUUCGAUGUGGUGGAGAUCACAAGUCUAGUGACACUAAAUGCCCAAAAGUUAAAGAUUAUCGAGCCGCUUUAACUCGUACUCUUGUAGCAACAAGAAAUAAUGCUUAA
Molecule: messenger RNA, 285 nt
Organism: Adineta ricciae
Lineage: Eukaryota; Metazoa; Rotifera; Eurotatoria; Adinetida; Adinetidae
Source: the annotation of a GenBank genome assembly